Amoebophrya sp. A25 is the source of this 244-nucleotide messenger RNA. Lineage: Eukaryota; Dinophyceae; Syndiniales; Amoebophryaceae. The record is from the annotation of a GenBank genome assembly.
CUAGUAGAGGUGCGGGAAAUACUAGGAUGAACAAGAUAGGAGGACAUCACCAUGUUGAGCAUCAUCCUCAUCGGUCUACGUCCGCACACUCACAGCACUCACCGGAGGGAGGAGUUCGGUCUAAGAACAAGGGCAAUCCUCCUCAGAACUACCAUUACCCUGAAUCUUCGGCUUCGGAUUCCUAUGGGGCAGAUACAUCGGAAAUGUCGGAUUUCAGUGCAAGAGGGCCGGCUCCGGGUCCAUC